Messenger RNA from Gossypium raimondii (Peruvian cotton), 1122 nucleotides. RefSeq names its product transcription termination factor MTERF6, chloroplastic/mitochondrial-like. Bases 1 to 1122 code for a protein of 373 amino acids. Gene Ontology annotation, cellular component: chloroplast. The record is from RefSeq and is a predicted model, not a curated record. The transcript has a single exon. Lineage: Eukaryota; Viridiplantae; Streptophyta; Magnoliopsida; Malvales; Malvaceae. Gene Ontology annotation, molecular function: double-stranded DNA binding. Gene Ontology annotation, biological process: chloroplast organization; regulation of DNA-templated transcription.
AUGGCAGCCUCUCAAAGUUUCAAAUUUUCAAACAUUAAAAUAUCAACUAGUCUUAGAUUCAUCUCCAUUAGCUCAAAUGGACACUCAUUUACAGUUUCAUACCUUAUAAACAAAUGUGGGUUCUCCACAGAAUUGGCUUCACGGGCUUCAAGUUAUGUUCAUUUUGAAACCCCUGAAAAGCCUGAUUCUCUGUUUGUUUUCCUGGAAAAUCACGGGUUUUCGAGAACCCAAAUCUUAAAUCUCAUAAAAAAAAGGCCAAGGUUGCUUGUUUGUGAUACUGAGAAAACUCUUUUGCCCAAAAUAGAGUAUCUUCACUCCUUAGGUUUUUCAAGGCCAGAGCUUGCUAAAAUCUUGAGUAGCUAUCCUACAUUGUUGAUGCAUAGUUUAAAGAACCAAAUUAUCCCUAAUUUUAAUUUACUGAGGAACUUGUUUCACUCUGAUGAUAAGGCUAUUAAGGCUAUAAAACGAUUUACCCCUAUUCUUGUGUACGAUUUGGAGUCGUAUUUGUAUCCAAAUAUGAAUGUUUUGAGAGUAAUUGGAGUCCCCGAAUCGAAUAUCCUUGUGCUGCUUAACCGUCAGCCUAGAUCACUUUUGUAUAAUCCGGUUCGGCUUAAGGAGAUUGUGGAGGAAGCCGAAAGAAUGGGGUUUGAUCCUUCAACGAAGAUGUUUCUCAGUGUGGUUAUUGCUUUGAAAUCAAUGACCAAAUCCACACUAGAGAAGAAGUUUGAUGUUUAUAGGAGAUGGGGUUGGUCUGACCAAGAGAUUCAUGAAGCUUUACGGAGGCAUCCGUUGUGUAUGACGGUUUCGGAGGAUAAGGUCAUGGCUAUAAUGGAUUUUCUCGUGAAAAAAAUGGGCUACAGUUCUACUCUUAUUGCCAAACAACCGAGUAUUUUGAGGAAGAGCUUCAGGAAGAAUAUUAUCCCAAGGGCUCUGUUUGCUCGAGAAUUGUUAUCACAAGGUUUGGUUAAUGACUUAAAAUUGUCUGUAUUGUUUGACACAUCGGAAAAGGUGUUCAUUAGGAUGUUUGUUGACCGUUUCGUAAACAAAGCACCUGAGCUCUUGAAGCUUUACAAAGAAAAACUUAAGAUUUCAGAAAAAAAACAAACAUUAGAAGUGAGUUAG